This is a messenger RNA of Meloidogyne enterolobii, 1268 nucleotides long. Lineage: Eukaryota; Metazoa; Nematoda; Chromadorea; Rhabditida; Meloidogynidae. The record is from the annotation of a GenBank genome assembly.
UUUUAUUUAUUUGUUACUCAAAACCUUCCUCUUCUACUAAUUUAACAAUAAGGAUCAAAGGAUUAAACAGUUGUUCUACACGAGGGCUGCUUUCACAUACUAUCGAUAGGCGGAAGUAAAACGUUCUUUUGCUCUUUUUUUACGUUUUUCUCUUCAAAUUAAUUUUAAAAACAUAAUUUCCAACAAUUAUUAAAUCCCUUAAAAUGCAUGCAAACGGUGGAAGUGCCUAUUAUUACCAACAACCAAGAUUUGGAACACUUCCCCCACUUUCUUCCUCUUCUCCCCAGUCCCAUCAUUAUGCCACUAGUACAAUUUUGGAUGAUGAACCAGUGUGGGCUAGAGCAGAUACAAUAGAUCCUAGACAAAGAAGUCCCCCUCCUCAUGGAUAUCAACCUCCUUCAGUCCGUGGGGCAACACCCCAACAAAUGACUGUAGUACAUUCUAGUGCUAAACCUGUACCAGAUUCUGAUAUUUAUAGAGUUGGGAUUUAUGGUUGGAGGAAACGUUGUUUGUAUGCAUUCAUUCUUGCUUUAACACUUGUUGUCUUUAUAAACCUGGCUUUUACAUUCUGGAUUAUGACUGUACUUGACUUUUCAUUGGGAGGAAUAGGCGCCUUGAAGAUUGAAGAGGACCGUAUAAGAGUGGUUGGACGAUCGGAGUUUGAAAAACCUGUACAAUUCUCUCAAUUGAGUAGCGCUGACGAUCAAGCUCUCUCGAUAGAUUCAGCUUUAGGAGUUUCCAUUAGCGCUCAUAACCACACCGGGCAUUCAACAGCCGCAUUACAUUUACAACCCGAUGGGAAAGCACAAAUGAUUUGUGACCGUUUUGAGGUGCUAGAUGAACAGAAAAAGUCACUCUUUUUUGUUGACUCGAAUGAGAUUGGAUUGAAGCUCGAAAAUCUUCGGAUAUUAGAUGAUGGAGGCAGUGUUUUUGAAGGUGCAAUACAAACAGCAAUUAUACGCCCUGAACCUGACAGUCCUCUCAGAAUCGAAUCUCCAACACGCAGUUUAAUUGUUGAAGCAGGUCAAGAUAUAGAAAUGUUAAGCAGUGCUGGAGAAAUACACAUAAACUCCUUGUUUGAUAUUCAAUUAAGAGCUAAACAGGGAAAUAUCCGCCUAGAAUCCAGCAACAUAUUCAUGUCUGGUCUAGAAAAAAGUAUGGGAGUCGGAGGGGCUUCACAAUACCAAUUAUGUGUUUGUCAAAACGGGCGCUUAUUUCUUGCGAAUGAAAGGGCUGAUUGUAGGGCAGAUAAACAAAUAUGUUCAUAA